AUGUUCUCUCACCCAGGUCUAUCAGAACAUUGCUCAGUUUUUGGGACCCUAGGAGCUAAUGGUCACAAUUCUAUAUCGACAUUGGGUGUGACACUUUACACUGGGAUGAAUGGCUAUAGAUCUGUGGUCUAUAGCGUAUGGUGUGACACUUUACACUGGGAUGAAUGGCUAUAG
Messenger RNA from Plasmopara halstedii, 174 nucleotides. RefSeq lists its product as uncharacterized. NCBI's taxonomy places the organism in Eukaryota, Oomycota, Peronosporomycetes, Peronosporales, Peronosporaceae. The transcript is spliced from 2 exons. Bases 1 to 174 code for a protein of 57 amino acids. The record is from RefSeq and is a predicted model, not a curated record.